Molecule: messenger RNA, 753 nt
Organism: Hyaloscypha bicolor E
Lineage: Eukaryota; Fungi; Ascomycota; Leotiomycetes; Helotiales; Hyaloscyphaceae
Product: HET-domain-containing protein
Exons: 3
Source: RefSeq, a predicted model, not a curated record
AUGCGGCUCCUCAACGUGGACAAGUUCCUCAACGGAGAGGCCCUCCCUUUCGAAGUGUUCUGGGGGGGUAACCAACCCGACUACGCAAUUCUGUCACACACAUGGUUGGAGAAGGAGGCGGAGGAGCUGAGGUAUCAAGAUAUCGAAAACAGAACGAGGAAGGGGACAAAAGGGUACCGCAAAAUUAGAGACUGCUGCAGGAAAGCUAAGCAACAUGGCCAUGGAUACGUCUGGGCAGACACCUGUUGUAUUGAUAAGGGAAACAACGUUGAGCUCUCAGAAGCCAUCAGUUCCAUGUUCAGCUGGUAUAAGGGGGCAAAAAUCUGCUAUGCAUAUCUCGCUGACUACGAUGUGGUAAAAAAGUUCAAAGAAAGCAAAUGGUUCAAGAGAGGAUGGACCCUCCAGGAGCUGAUAGCGCCUAAAGCUUUAGUGUUUUAUAGUCACGAUUGGAAAUAUAUUCUCAGCAAAAGCGACAGAGACAUGUGUGGCUUGAUUUCCGAGAUUACUGGCAUAAGUACGGAAGUCUUGGCGGGCGAGCAGGAUGCUCUGAAAAACAGUAGUGUUGCACAGAGAAUGCCCUGGGCCUCGGGGCGGAAGACGACUCGACCCGAAGAUAUUGCCUAUUGUCUUCUCGGGAUAUUUGGUGUCCGCAUGUCUUUAUUCUACAGCGAGGGUGGCAAAGAAGCGUUUAUACGGUUGCAGAAAACUAUUAUGAAACAAUCCGACGAUCAUUCGCUGUUUGCAUGGAGUCAA